CGAACCCCGCUCUUCUUCGCUGCACCGCUUUAACAUCCACCAAACGCCACAAACCCCAAUCCUCGCGUGUUAAUUUACUCUGCAGAAUGACGCCCACAAGCAACAAACCCUCCAAGGACCUCUUUCGCAUACUCGUCUUCAGCAAGACGUCUGACUACCGCCACAAUUCCAUCUCCGCCGCCGUCUCGGCUCUGAAAUCCCUCGGCGCCCGUUCGGGGCUCUUCACCGUUGACGCAAGCGAGGACGCCGAGGCCUGCAUCACCCCGCGGUCCCUCGCCACGUAUCGCACAAUCGUCUUCCUCCAUUGCACGGGGCCCUUUCUGAACGCCGAUCAGAUCGGCGUGCUGAGGGGCUACGUGCAGUCCGGCGGCGGCUUCGUCGGCGUGCACGCUGCCGCUGCUGGCCUUCUGGAGGAUGACUGGUACGGCAGGCUCAUCGGCGCGCACUUCGACCACCACCCGCCCCCCGAGGAGGCGACGUGCGUGGUUGAGGACCCGGGGCAUUUCGUUAUGAGGCGGGGCCUCGACCCCGGAAAAACGUUGGCGGGAACGGCCGAUGUGACCCGGAAACGGUGGACCGACGAGUGGUACAACUUCCGGUCGCACCCCAGGGAGAACGAGAAUCUCCAUAUCCUGGUCCGGGGGGACCCGUCGACCUUUGAGGGUGGCGCCAUGGGUGACGAUCACCCACUUGCAUGGUGCCAGGAAUUCGAUGGCGGACGAUCGUUCUACUCGGCCCUGGGCCAUUACGAGAAGGCCUAUGAGGAUGAAUGGUUCAUGGACACGAUUUCCAAUGCUAUUGUAUGGACUGCUCGUCGCGAGGAUGACGUACGACCGAAAUCGCCAUCAUCCUCUGCCUCUGUACGAGAAGUGUUGGAUAGACACCGAGAACAUGGAUCAUAAUGAUAAGUGAGACAAAGAGCCUGAUGGGUAUCUAAACGGCGACGCCGUGAAUUGACUUAGGAAAAAAAAUGAUAUAAAUA
Molecule: messenger RNA, 982 nt
Organism: Colletotrichum navitas
Lineage: Eukaryota; Fungi; Ascomycota; Sordariomycetes; Glomerellales; Glomerellaceae
Product: glycosyl hydrolase
Exons: 1
Coding region: 87-902 (271 amino acids)
Source: RefSeq, a predicted model, not a curated record